ACGUGUUCUGUCUGAACGGGCCCCUCCUGUACAAACACCGCGUUUUCAUCACAGUGCGCUGGAAAUUGCCACUCUCCUGAAGAUUUUAGCUCCAACCCUAAUCUAACAUGCCUGAACAAACUAAUCAAGUUCUCCAGGAUAACUAAAAAAAAUUAAAGGCAGGUGUGUUUGAUUAGGGUUGGAGCUAAACUCUGCAGGACAGUGGCUCUUCAGGACCGGAGUUGGCCACCCCUACACUGUCAUUUUCACGUAAAUACUCGAAUUCAUUGUAGAGUAAUGCCAGGAGAAGCUGUGCUUAUUUAAUAGAGCAGAUAUCGAAGCUAUAGCGUGUUUGUCCAGGAAGUAUGAAGGGUUUUUUUUUAGUAAUUGAAUGCUUGCGGAAGACCUUGUCGAGUUCAGCCUAGUGGACCUUAAUACCAGUCGCGCUGACGCGCAUUUGAGUUUAGAGUCUGAUGUGAAAAGACCACUACACGGAUGAGUGUGAAAUAUAUCCGCGGAACGACUCCCUACGUGUUAAAUGUGUCAACACCAGAGACCAAACGAGACCACUAUUACAUUUUAAAAACUUAAGUAUAUUAUUUCGCUUAUGGCAUAUCGGGAAAAGAACAAAAAGACACUUCUAGAGUUGGUAAAGCUGCCAGACAAUAGCUGCUGUGCUGACUGUGGAGCUCCAGAACCAGACUGGGCUUCAUGUACACUUGGAAUAUUUGUGUGUCUGAACUGUUCUGGGACUCAUCGCAAUCUUCCAACUAUAAGUCGUAUCAAAUCCAUACGCCUAGACUUCUGGGAUGACGAGGUUGUGCAGUUCAUGAAGGCCAAUGGAAACGGAGCUGCCAAAAAAUUUUAUGAGAAAUUUGUCCCCGUCUUUUAUUAUCGACCCCAGACAGAAGACUGCGAGGUACUGCGAGAACAAUGGAUUCGAGCCAAAUAUGAAAGAAUGGAGUUUACAGAGGAAAAUACAGAAAGACCAUACUCAGCAGAUGUCUAUGAGGGCAUGUUAUGGAAGAAAGGAAAGGAUAAUGGACAGUUUCUCGAGCGGAAGUUUGUUCUUUCAGUGCAUGAUUUUACCCUCAAGUACUACAAGGAGGAUGAAUCUAAGGGGCCAAAGGCCAUCAUCUCUGUGAAGGACUUGAAUGUGACCUUUCAGCCUGAGAAGAUAGGACAUGCUCAUGGCCUUCAAAUCACCUACUGUGUGGAAGAUCACACCCGAAACCUUUUCGUUUACCAUAAAAGUGGACGGGAAAUUGUAAAUUGGUUUAAUGCCAUUAGAGCUGUUCGCCAUGUCUACCUUAAAACAGCCUUUCCUACAGCAAGUGAUGGAGAUUUAAUACCAUGGAUAACCAGAAACUAUCUGAAAGAGGGUUACAUGGAGAAGACUGGCCCUCUGCAAAGAGAACCUUUCAAGAAAAGAUGGUUUAUCUUGGAUUCCCUGGACAGGAAACUGCUCUAUUUUAAAACACAGCUGGAUGCUAUUGAGCUUGGGGUUGUUUUUAUUGGCUCAGAAAAUCACGGGUAUUCAGUGAGAGAGUGUGUGCCUAAAGGGACGAGAGGCAACAAAUGGAAGUGUGGGGUAAUUGUGGAGACACCAGAUCGACAGUUUAUCUUCAUGUGUGAACAAGAGCGUGAUCAAAAGGAGUGGGUAGAGGCCCUCAAAAAAGUCAUUUCAAAACCCAUGCUGCCCCAAGAUUAUACCACUGAAGCUAAUAUACGUAGACGGAGAUAAAAACAGUGACUGGAUGUGACUGUGAGCUCGGCAGACAAUGUCUCAUUGUACCCUAAAUUCAUUUUAGAUGAACCCUUAUAUUCUGAUUUCAAAUCUUGGGUUGAACAUUUGACGACAAACAGUCACAGACAUUAGUCAGAUGGAACCUUGGAGAGAACAUGACUCUUUGGGCAUUAUCUCUAUCAGUAAGUUAAAAAAUGAAUCUCUCCUGGUCAAUUUAAGGAUAUGAAACUUCAUAAACUGACAGAUCAUUUAAGCACUGACAGGACAACAGAGAAGAUGUGUGUGCAGAAUGAUGGAUCAGACUGCUAUGUGAAGAUCUUGGCUCUUUAUUAUAAGGAGAGAUCAUGAAGCCUUGACUUAAGACCUGAAGUGCAUCUUGGGGAUACAACAUCUUAUGCUUAUUAGAGAGAACUGAAUUAGACUCACAAACUGAGCUAGACACAAAAUUGUGAGAAAGUGGAGACUCAGGAAUUUUGGUACAUAAUGUGCACUAAUCACUAACAAUAUUCUCUCAACCUGAGGACGGGGAAGAAGCAUGAGUGACCUGGAGUGUGUGAUGAGAAAUGCUCUUUGACAAACACUUCAGUUUCAUUAAACUGACAUUUGGCCAGGCUUUGUUUUCUGAUUUAUAAUCAUGUGGAUUAUUGAACAAAUUGAUGUCCACAAUUAGUCAAUUUUAUUUAUAUUCAUGUGUAUCUUUAAAUAACGCAAGUUGAUAUGUGCCAUGUUUUCCAUAUCAUGUUUCUGUAAAAAAAUAAAGUUUUGCAUUACAGUUUUA
This is a messenger RNA of Myxocyprinus asiaticus (Chinese sucker), 2504 nucleotides long. Its product is annotated as arf-GAP with dual PH domain-containing protein 1-like. Gene Ontology annotation, cellular component: intracellular membrane-bounded organelle; plasma membrane. The transcript is spliced from 11 exons. Bases 587 to 1723 code for a protein of 378 amino acids. Gene Ontology annotation, biological process: positive regulation of GTPase activity. Gene Ontology annotation, molecular function: GTPase activator activity; phosphatidylinositol bisphosphate binding. NCBI's taxonomy places the organism in Eukaryota, Metazoa, Chordata, Actinopteri, Cypriniformes, Catostomidae. The record is from RefSeq and is a predicted model, not a curated record.